Molecule: messenger RNA, 192 nt
Organism: Perkinsus marinus ATCC 50983
Lineage: Eukaryota; Perkinsozoa; Perkinsida; Perkinsidae
Exons: 2
Coding region: 1-192 (63 amino acids)
Source: RefSeq, a predicted model, not a curated record
AUGCCUGAUCUCUCCAAAUUUUUCCACGACGAACGGACUGACCGUGUGUCUGUUAAGGUCCAAGGGCCUGGGAAGCAUAAGGGCCACGGUUUCGAUGCCUACGGCCACGAUUCGCUCUCCGUAGCUGUUGAUGCUCCGGAAAAUAUCUGCGUCAACACUUGCGUAGCUGCCAUGUUCGCAUUUUGCCGUUAG